AUGUCUUCAGCACCAUUAUUACAAAGAACACCUGGGAAAAAGAUUGCUUUGCCCACACGAGUAGAGCCUAAAGUGUUCUUUGCGAAUGAGCGUACCUUUUUGUCAUGGUUGAACUUUACUGUUAUGUUGGGAGGCCUUGGUGUAGGUUUGCUGAAUUUUGGUGACAAGAUAGGUAGAGUUAGUGCAGGACUAUUUACUUUUGUUGCUAUGGGUACAAUGAUAUACGCGCUUGUGACAUACCACUGGAGAGCUGCUGCAAUUAGACGUAGAGGUUCAGGUCCUUACGAUGACAGAUUGGGGCCUACUUUGUUAUGCUUUUUCUUAUUGGUUGCUGUCAUUAUCAACUUUAUAUUAAGAUUGAAAUAUAAUGAUGCUAACACUAAAUUAUGA
Messenger RNA from Saccharomyces paradoxus, 390 nucleotides. It is a transcript of the gene VTC1, whose product is annotated as Vtc1p. Gene Ontology annotation, cellular component: fungal-type vacuole membrane; vacuolar transporter chaperone complex. Lineage: Eukaryota; Fungi; Ascomycota; Saccharomycetes; Saccharomycetales; Saccharomycetaceae. The transcript has a single exon. The record is from RefSeq and is a predicted model, not a curated record. Bases 1 to 390 code for a protein of 129 amino acids.